CAAUAAAAAAACAAAAAUUGAAAUUGAAAAACAGUUGAAAAGGCUGCAAGAGCUCUCUGCUUUGUCUCUUGCUGGCUCCUUCCAAGUAAAGAACGGUACCUUCCUCUUCACCACGCACUAAUUAAAUACUUUCCUUUUAAAAAACAUUAAUAAUUAAAAUUAAAAUCGUGAUUUGUGUUAAAACCGCUCAACAAAAUCCACCUCACUCUCACUCAGCAGCAGAAACAAAUUCUUCAUUGUUCGGAUACGGAGCUCCAUAACAUAACCCGCAUUGCUCUCACUCCACCUACUCAACGACGCCGUAGAGAGAGGUAAUAAUGUCCAUGACGAUGGUGAUGGAGGAAGACGAAGAAGACGCAGAAAUAGAGCACGUGUUUAUUGCUCAUGAAAUUGACCUCGAUUACGAGUUCGACGCUGCAAGGUUCUUCGAUUUCACUCGCCCGGAGACUCCCGCGGAAGCUCACGAAGCCCAACACUGGUUUCAAAAUGCCGCUAGUUACCCUCCUUCGCCUUUUGUGAGAAGGCUGCUAGUGGUGAGAGAGGAUUUGUUCUUGGAAGAUGUUGGCGAUUCGCCGAAGUCCGAACACGUGGAAUGCGCGAGUAAUGUGGAUGAUGAAAAAUCUACUGUUCCGUUAGGGAUUGGAUUUUCGGACACGGCUUUUGAGAAUUGUGGUCCAAAAACACUUGGUGAAAAUAUCUCUGGCUUGUUGGCUGGAAUUCUACAAAAUGAUGGUGCAAGGUCCCUACAAGUACCUACAGGACUUACCUUUGGCAGUAAGACAAUUAGCAACAAUUUGAACUCUAAGGCUAAGUCUGCUGUACCAAAGAGUUCAACACUAAUGAAACCUACCGCUAGUCAAUUGGCCAAGCAAAAUCACCCUGCUAAAAACAUCGGUUCAAGAUUUCAGAAGCUACGAACUCAGAAUGAACAAAAUUUAUCUAUCUCUACUGGGGUAGAAAAUCAAGCUGCCAAGCGGCAAAAAUUAGAGAGUGGUCUCUUGUGUAAGGUUUCUGAUGUGAAGCAGCAAACCAAUUUUUUCCACAAGGCACCAAUGAUGGCUGUCACUGUUGAACAAAACUCUGCAUGUUCGAAGCUAAGGCUUACUAUUCCAAGGGAGCCUGACCUUAGAACAGCACGUAGAGCACAUAGGAUAAGACCCAAGAAUGUUGGAGAGGCAGAGCAUGUGACAGUCGCUGCUCCCAAAUUCAAAGCUCGCCCAUUAAAUAGGAAGAUUCUUGAGGCUCCUUCAAUGCUACCUCCCAAAAGGAGCACUCCGAGAUUGCCUGAAUUUCAAGAAUUUCACUUGAAGACUUUCGAGAGGGCAAUGCAACACACAUCUGCUAUGUCAUCUUCAUUUCACUAUGAUGAUUCUGAUAAGGGUUGGGACAAGCAUACUAGUGUUUCUGCUUUAGAAAAUAGAAUCAAGGAUUUAAGAAGACCUGCAGCUGCAGCUGCACCAACUAAUGAUGGAUUGGGUUUUACUCAUAUUUUUAAAGCUCAGCCUCUUAAUAAGAAGAUACUUCCAAGUAAAGGAAAUGGUGGUGUUUUCCAUAACAGCAAACAGGAAACAACAGUCCCCAUGGAAUUUGACUUACAGACUGAAAAGGAGGUUCAGCAUGACCCCCCAGUUGAACUCUUCAGCAAGCUGUCUCUGACAUCCGAAGGCCAGCCAAAUAACGGAUCUCAUUUCAAACUGCCUCAGCAUUCUGGGAUGUGUAGAAAGGACUCAAAAGAAAAUAUAUUUAAUUCUUUUCGUCUGGACCAAGAGGAGAAGGCUUUUAUGUUAAGGGCAAACCGAACGUCUCGAGGGAAUGGCAGUUGCAUCAGUCUGAUGGGUGCAAGGAGGAGCUUAGGAAUUCGAUGACAAAAAACGAGGGAAAAUGUGCAACCUGCUUAGUUAUGGACAUCAGACUUGAAGUUUUGCUGCUAACAUGAAGAUUUUCGGUACAUAGUUGAAUCUGACAGUCCCCUAACAACUCUAUGCGGAUGAUAGAUGUAUAUUUUUUUACUGUACACAGAAUCUUACUUUUUUCUAGAAAUGAACAAAAUCCUAGGUGCAUAGCUGUAACUUCUUUAACUGCCACUGAUCAUGAUCCAAAAAAUAUAGUAUCAUUUAAGGCCAGAGUGUUGCGUUGUCUUCAGCUUAUGCCAAUUUCGCUUUUCGUAGCA
Glycine soja is the source of this 2170-nucleotide messenger RNA. RefSeq names its product protein TPX2-like. Gene Ontology annotation, biological process: regulation of mitotic spindle organization; mitotic spindle assembly; activation of protein kinase activity. The transcript has 18 exons. Bases 318 to 1865 code for a protein of 515 amino acids. Gene Ontology annotation, cellular component: nuclear microtubule; mitotic spindle. Gene Ontology annotation, molecular function: microtubule binding; protein kinase activator activity. NCBI's taxonomy places the organism in Eukaryota, Viridiplantae, Streptophyta, Magnoliopsida, Fabales, Fabaceae. The record is from RefSeq and is a predicted model, not a curated record.